Molecule: messenger RNA, 2463 nt
Organism: Brassica rapa (field mustard)
Lineage: Eukaryota; Viridiplantae; Streptophyta; Magnoliopsida; Brassicales; Brassicaceae
Product: FBD-associated F-box protein At5g22730-like
Molecular function (GO): protein binding
Source: RefSeq, a predicted model, not a curated record
UUUAAUACGUUAAGUUGUAAUUUGUUUUCUUUUUAAUUAGAAUAAAAAGAUAGAAAAUACAAAACAUUUUGAGGCCGGCCCUUCGAAAAUCACACCUCCAUAAACCUGAGAACUGAAGCGGCCGGCGACUGCACCUUCCCAUCUUCUGAAGUUCAAAACCCUAAACAAGUCGGUUUUCUCGACCGGAUCUUAUGGAGGAACGCUUUUCGAAACAACAACGAAUGUACGACGAAAGUUACAUAAGGGCUAGAGAGGACACGAUAAGCAACCUGCCCGAUUCUUUGUUAUCUCAGAUACUGUCCUACCUCCCGACAAAGGAUACUGUCGGAACUAGUGUUCUGUCCCAUAGGUGGAAAAGCGUUUGGCUUUUGGUUCCUAACUUGGAUUUGUCCUCUUCUGAGUUCCCAGACUACAAUGCCUUUGCUAGUUUUAUAGACAGGCUCCUAGCUUUCUCUAGAGAAGAGAACUCACUCUUGUACAAGCUCAAGCUCAGUAUUCAAAAAGAAGAUGGGAACGACCAGUCUUGCGUCACACGGUGGAUAGAUUCUGUAGCUAACCCUAAACUCAACCAUCUUGACGUCGAGUGUACUCUUGCGAACCGUAAGUUUCUAGAAGUAAUCCCACAAAGCCUUUAUAUAGAAUGUGACACGUUGGUGUCUCUAAGACUCCAUCGUGUAUCCUUGGGUGAGUUAGAGUCAGUCUCCUUGCCUUGUCUCAAGACCAUGCGUUUAGAACACAACGUCUACGCCAGCGACGCGAGUCUUGAGAUACUCAUCUCGUCUCCCCCUGCUCUCGAGGACUUGAGCGUUGUUAGAAUGGUGCCGGAUAACGUGAAGGUUCUGCGCGUGAGGUCUCAGUCGUUAACUAGCUUUCAUGUAGACUAUUUGCUUGGUGAAGGCGAUGACUAUGUCGAUGCUUUGGAGAGAGGAAAAGACUCAGGGGUUUUGAUCGAUGCGCCUAGACUCAAGUACUUGAAGUUCGACGAUGAUCUAUCUGACAGUAAAAUCAUUACCACCAAUACAGUGUCCUUGGAGAAAGUCAACGUCGCUUUUGUCUUUGGUGAGCAUGAUUUUAUCGAUGUUGUCGACUUGACAAAGCGAAACAUGGUCAGUGGUUUCUUUAAAAGCAUUUCAGGAGUUAAGGAGAUGAAGAUCUCUUCGUAUACUAUGGAGUUUCUUGAUUUUAACAGGCAAGACGAGUUAUACGACCCGUUGCCUCAGUUUUGCAACGUUUCCACUUUGAAAGUGGCGUUUUACGUGUCGAAUCUGGAUAUGAUGAUGCCAACCCUUCUUGAGAGCUUUCCAAAUCUAAAAUCACUCGUCUUAAAGCUGGAUUAUUAUGAUCCUUCGAGGGAUGAGGAAGCAGCUGAUGUGAGACUCUCAUCUGUAGUAUCUCAGUGUUUGCUGUCAUCACUAGAGUCUGUAAAGAUAAAGUGUUUCAACAGAGGGCCUGUUAACAUGGAGGUAGCUAGGUACUUUUUGGAGAACUCACUGGUCCUUAAGAAACUUGUUCUGGAUUUUAGAUGUUCGGUGGUUGAAGAAGGGUUUAACAUGUUGAGGGAGCUCAUUGCGUUGCCCAGGAGAUCUAGCUCGUGUCAAGUCCUACUUUGUUAGACGGCUAGAAAGGUGUAUGCUCAGACGGAGGAUAGUAGCAUUUGAUUUUGGUUUUCUAGACUAUGGAUUUUGAUUUUUUUAUUUUAAUUUUUUUGCUUUUGAUUUGUUGAAUUCUAUUGUGAUGUCCUUGUGUGUGGAUGAUGAUUGAGAAUUCUCUAACUAUAAGGCUCUGAUUUUUUUGUCUUCUCUUAAUGCUCUUGAGAAGGGACAUAACUAUGAUUGGAACAAAUUUAAACGUUUAUGCAUAUGUAUCUUUGGAUGAAAAUAUAUUAUCGUAAAUUCCGGUAAAGGAAGCUGUUAGGACUGGUGUUUUGUCCACCAGUUGGAACUUGGAACAAUCUCUGGCUUGACCUCUUCUGAGUUUCUAGAUUACAAUGCAUAUGCAAGUCUUAUGGACAGGUUCUUAGAUCUCUAAGGAAGAGACCUCCAUGCUUGGACAAAGUUUUGAGUGUGGCCAUGUGAAUCGUGAGUGCAGUUGUUAUUUGUCCUCUCAGUCAUUGAAGAGACUCGUAGUUGUUCUCAGUGGUACCGAGUAUUGAACUCUUUGAGAUUAAGGAGAUGCUGCGUGUCUUGUGAAGAGUUGUUCAACAAUGACGAGCCAAACCAUGAUGAUGAUUUGCAAUCCGAGUUUUCAUUCUCAAAAUACUGAAUUCUUCAUAAGGUUAAAAGUUGCAAUAACAUAAAACAGCACUUCCCACAAGGAGAAUAAAAUCUUAGGAUAAACAUAAGAAUAAAACCGAUCUCUUUCAUCUCAGCUCACAAAGCAUCUACUAAAAAAAACCAAAACAUCUCAUUGCUCCCCCCACUUGACUUAGGCUCUGCCCUUUCCUCCUUUUCCCUUGUUGCCCUU